Molecule: messenger RNA, 2005 nt
Organism: Gadus chalcogrammus (walleye pollock)
Lineage: Eukaryota; Metazoa; Chordata; Actinopteri; Gadiformes; Gadidae
Gene: agt
Product: angiotensinogen
Exons: 7
Coding region: 152-1555 (467 amino acids)
Biological process (GO): regulation of systemic arterial blood pressure by renin-angiotensin
Molecular function (GO): serine-type endopeptidase inhibitor activity
Source: RefSeq, a predicted model, not a curated record
CCGGGAGGGGGAGUGUGGGCUUAUCUGGCUGUGUUUAAAAGCAAGGGGCAAGGAGCAGAGGAGCACUCAUUCUCCACAUCCACAGCAGCAGCCACUGACACGAUUAAACUCACAGUUAAAUCCCGCCGGACCACCAGAAAGUGUCUCUAAAAUGCAGCGCCGGUCGCUCAUGUCCGUCCCCCUGUCGCUGGUGCUCCUCCUGAGCUGUUGCCUAGCAACGGAGGCCAACCGCGUCUACAUCCACCCCUUCUACCUCUUUGCCGCCGACAACGUGAGCUGCGAGACCCUGCAGACGGAGGCCUCCCAGCCCCUGCGGACCCUGACCCUGGCGCCGCUGGACGCCGCUGUGCUGACGCCCGAUGCCCGGGACCCCACCGUGAGGGACGCCCCCCCGCAGAACGUCACUCAGAGGACGGCCGUGCUGGCCGAGCUGCUGAACACGCUGGGGGUCCGCCUGUACCAGGCGCUCAGCACCAAGCGGGGGCCCGCCAACACCCUGAUGUCCCCCGUCAACACCUACGGCUCGCUGGUCACCUUCUACCUGGGGGCGUCCGUGAAGACGGCCAGCUCGUACCAGGAGCUGUUGGGCUUGAACCGAGUCACGGACCCCAAGGACUGCGUGUCCCUGGUGGACGGACACAAGGUGCUGAAGACCCUGCAGGGCAUCACCUCCCUGGUGGACGACGGCCCCGAGGACGAGAUCGUCACCCAGGUCUGGGCCUUCGCAGGGCCCCCGGGGGCCCAGCUCUCCGAGGACUUUGUCCAGGGCACGCAGGACUUCUCCGACGCGUCGUUCACCCGGGAGGUGGACUUCUCCCAGAGCCAGGAGGCGGAGGCGCUGGUGAGCGGGUUUGUGGAGAAGACCUCCGAGGGGAAGGUGAAGGACGUCUUCAAAGACCUCAGCCCGAGCGCCAACCUGCUGUUCAUGAGCUCCUUUGUGUUUAAAGGAAACUGGAAGACAGCCUUCCAACCAGAAAGGACCUCACCACAGGAGUUUCACGUAGACGACAACACCACAGUGACGGUCCCGCUGAUGACCCACACUGGGCCGUACUACUACUUCAACGACAAGGUGAGGCAAUGCACAGUGGUGAAGCUGGCUCUGAGCAAGCGCUCCUAUAUGCUGCUGGUCCUGCCCAAUGCGGGGAUCAAGCUCAAGGACAUCGAAGGAAAGCUUCGCUCCGACGUCAUCACCGAUUGGCACCGGGACCUACAGGAAGGUCAGCUGGAGCUGUCCCUGCCCAAGUUCUCCCUGUCGUCAGUGACGGACCUCCGCCAGCUGCUCGGCAACACGGCGGCCGAGUUGGAGGACAGCCUGCUGGGCUCCGAGGCGGAGUUCGACCGACUCAGCAGCAGCAAACCCUUCAUAAUAGAUAAGGUUCUCAACAAGGUGCAGUUUGAGAUGUCAGAAGAAGGAGCAGAAAGCGAGGACAGGAACCCGGAAGGGGGCGUGCCCCUGAAGCUGACCAUCAAUCGGCCCUUCUUCUUCUCCGUAACAGAAGGACAUUCUAAUGCCAUCCUCAUGCUGGGGAAGAUCACCAAUCCUACGCUCUAGGGAGUUUUGUAGGAGCUUACGAAAUAUUACUAAGUAUUAUCCAAAGUAAUAUAACGGCCAGUUGCCCUAAGAAUACGUUACCAUCCACUGAAGAUAAAAUCCAUUGACAAGCAGUACUUCCUUAUUUUUUCUCUCUGUCACAUCCUCUGCAUAUUAGUCUUGUGAGAUAGCACACGAGGAGAUGAAGCACAAUUGAAUGACCUAUGACCAAUGAGCUUUUAACCAUUAAUCAGUAUUCACACUGAAGUCAUGCUUAGAGCUAAGGAGCAAAACAUUUCCUCUGUAAAGUUAUAUAUUGCAGUGUUCUGUACAGUAUGUGAUUUAAAGUAGGUCCAGUAGAAUCUGUUUCUGUGAUGAAUGACUGAUGUCUUUGUAUAUCAUGUAAUAGAGUAUAUUUUUGUUUGUAUACAAUGAUUUUUGAAAUAAAGAUUUUUUAUCUCAAUGUAGUAA